Alexandromys fortis (reed vole) is the source of this 1513-nucleotide messenger RNA. It is a transcript of the gene Mc1r, whose product is annotated as melanocortin 1 receptor. Lineage: Eukaryota; Metazoa; Chordata; Mammalia; Rodentia; Cricetidae. The transcript has a single exon. The record is from RefSeq and is a predicted model, not a curated record. Gene Ontology annotation, cellular component: cytoplasm; plasma membrane. Gene Ontology annotation, molecular function: melanocyte-stimulating hormone receptor activity. Bases 560 to 1513 code for a protein of 317 amino acids. Gene Ontology annotation, biological process: adenylate cyclase-activating G protein-coupled receptor signaling pathway; regulation of metabolic process.
CAGUAGCCUGUGCUGGAGUCUGGAGCCAGGUUCUCCAGUUUCUGGGUGCUGCUUAUGCCCCCUAGAGGCAGUCCAGGGUGCUGGGGCACAUGCCCGUCAUGUGGCCACCCUGAGGAGGAGGGGCGAGUUAAAAGAUUCAGAGAAAGGCUCCAUUCUUCCCCCGACCUCAGCCCACCCUGGCUUGGGGGAGGCAGGGGACCAAGAAACUGGGAGGUGCUAAGUUUAGCAUUGUCUCUAUCCGAGUCACUUCCCAGGAGGAGGCAGCGAGGGCAGCAGAAGGCUGGGCUCCUUUACACAGGUAGCGAGACUUCAUGAGCAGAGCUCAGAGUCUCAGCCAGGAAGAGUCUAGACUCUGCUUGUGCCAUGCGAAGGCUGACCUGUCCGGCCGGAAAGAGGGCAAGUGUGAAGGAAAGUUGGAGAGCGCCCAGAUGGAAAGAGGCAGGGUGUGAGGAGCGGCAGAGACCCCUGAUGACACCAUGAGCCCACCAGGACACCGGGAGGCUGAUACCACCUGGAGCUGAAGGCUCCCCUGACUGCUUCCGACUUCCUGGACAAGACUAUGCCCACUCAGGGACCCCAGAAGAGGCUUCUGGGUUCUCUCAACUCUACCUCCACAGCCACCCCUCACCUUGGACUGGCCACCAACCAGACAGGGCCUUGGUGCCUGCAGGUGUCUAUCCCAGAUGGCCUCUUCCUCAGCCUGGGGCUGGUGAGUCUGGUGGAGAACGUGCUGGUCGUGAUAGCCAUCACCAAAAACCGCAACCUGCACUCACCCAUGUAUUGCUUCAUCUGCUGUCUGGCCCUGUCUGACCUGAUGGUGGGUAUAAGCAUCGUGCUGGAGACUGCUAUCAUCCUGCUCCUGGAGGCGGGGGCCCUGGUGACCCGGGCUGCCUUGGUGCAGCAGCUGGACAAUGUCAUGGACGUGCUCAUCUGUGGCUCCAUGGUGUCCAGUCUGUGCUUCCUCGGCGUCAUCGCCAUAGACCGCUACAUCUCCAUCUUCUACGCCCUGCGUUACCACAGCAUUGUGACACUGCCCCGGGCACGACGGGCCAUCGUGGGCAUCUGGCUGGCCAGCGUCUCCUUCAGCACCCUCUUUAUCACCUACUACAAUCACACAGCUGUCCUCAUCUGCCUUGUCACUUUCUUCCUCGCGAUGCUGGCACUCAUGGCCAUUCUGUAUGUCCACAUGCUCACUCGAGCGUGCCAGCAUGCACAGGGGAUCGCCCGGCUCCACAAGAGGCAGCGCUCCGCCCGCCAAGGCUUCUGCCUUAAGGGUGCCGCCACCCUCACUAUCCUUCUGGGGAUUUUCUUCCUAUGCUGGGGCCCCUUCUUCCUGCAUCUCUUACUCAUCGUUCUCUGCCCUCAGCACCCCACCUGCAGCUGCGUCUUUAAGAACUUCAACCUCUUCCUCGUUCUCAUCAUCUUCAGCUCCAUCGUUGACCCCCUCAUCUAUGCUUUUCGCAGUCAGGAGCUCCGCAUGACACUCAGGGAGGUGCUGCUGUGCUCAUGGUGA